UGUUUUUGUAUCUGCUUCAGAGCGGAUUCAACCGCCAAGUAAGUUACAUUUUGCCAUGUCACGCUAAAGUAGUUUGAGACCACUUUAAUGAUAGAAAACUGGAUUGUCGUGGGCACAGAGACGUACGCAGCUGGAUACAGGGUCUGACAUGAGAGCCCGUCGUGUUUUCUGAAGAUAAUCCCCGGUGACUGUUGAGCCGCUGCUCUUACUGUAAAGCUAAUGUUAGUCAGUGAAGCCAGAAGCCUCAUGUUUUCUUCGAGCCAAGAGGAGCACUGCGCCCCGUCCAAAGACCCGGUGAAGUACGGGGAGCUGGUGGUGCUGGGGUACAAUGGCUCUCUGCCCAACGGAGAUCGGGGUAGACGGAAAAGCAGAUUUGCGCUGUACAGGAGGACCAAAGCCAACGGUGUUAAGCCGAGCACUGUGCACAUCCUCAACACGCCACAGGCCAGCAAGGCUGUGAACUGUAAAGGCCAACACAGCAUCUCCUACACAUUGUCCAGGAACCAUACGGUGGUGGUGGAGUACAGCCAUGACAAAGACACAGACAUGUUUCAGAUUGGGCGUUCCACUGAGAGCCCCAUAGACUUUGUGGUGACUGACACAAUAGCAGGAGGCCAGGAGGGAGAGGAGACUCCCAUCACACAAAGCACCAUCUCCCGCUUUGCGUGCCGAGUUGUCUGUGAGCGUAACCCGCCUUUCACUGCUCGCAUCUACGCAGCUGGGUUUGAUUCUUCCAAAAACAUCUUCCUCGGGGAAAAAGCCGCAAAGUGGAAGAACCCCGACGGUCACAUGGACGGACUGACAACCAAUGGUGUGCUGGUAAUGCACCCCAGGGGCGGGUUCACGGAGGAGUCAAAGCCGGGCGUAUGGAGAGAGAUCUCUGUUUGUGGGGAUGUUUACACACUGAGAGAGACCCGCUCAGCACAGACCCCAGGCAAACUGGUGGAGCAUGAGAAUAAUAUACUGCAGGACGGCUCCCUGGUGGAUCUGUGUGGAGCCACGUUGCUGUGGCGUACUGCAGAAGGCCUCUUUCACACUCCCACCCAAAAGCACCUGGAGGCUCUCAGGCAGGAGAUCAACGCAGGGCGCCCCCAGUGCCCCGUGGGCCUCAACACGCUCGCCUUCCCCAGCAUGCAACGCAGCCGCGCCCUCUCCUCCCUGGAGGACAAGCAGCCGUGGGUCUACCUGGCCUGUGGCCACGUUCACGGCCACCACAACUGGGGCCACCGCUCGGAGCAGGAGGCCAGCGCUCAGCGAGAGUGUCCCAUGUGCCGGGUGGUCGGGCCCUACGUGCCGCUGUGGCUGGGCUGUGAGCCGGCCUUCUACGUGGACACGGGCGCUCCCACUCACGCCUUCGUGCCGUGCGGACACGUGUGUUCGGAGAAGUCUGUCAAGUACUGGGCCGAUAUCCCUCUGCCCCACGGCACCCACGCCUUCCACAGCGCCUGCCCCUUCUGUGCCACCCAGCUCGGCCUCACUCAGGGCUGGUCCAAGCUAAUCUUCCAGGGCCCGGUGGACUGAGCCGAAGGGUCCUGCUCCGGCAGAGGAGAUUAGACAGGAAUGCCAACAUGCUGUGAAACUGUUCCGAUUAUUUUGUGCUUUCUUUUGUUCAUGUAAGCCAGCUGUGGGAAGAAGUAAGUCUUCUCAAGUUCCGGUCAUAUACUGUGGAUUCUGCACAACAGAGAGCCACUACGGCUUGUUCAGGGGCCUCGCGUGGCUAUUUGGAUGGCCACUGUGGGAUACAGAGACGUGAAGCACACUGGACCACAGAUGCCUUGCUCCUCCAGAAUGAAAUACUGGUUCAGCUGUUUUAAACUACAAACGACUGCUGGUUCUCCAUUCCGAGGGCUGGAGAAUUAAGGUUGUUGAAGGAAUAAAUUGAGAAUGAUUUAAAGUUUUUACAGAGCCAGACAGCUGGACUGUUGGCUGGGAGAAAAGCCAAGAGAGACUCUGGGUCUAAUGGCUAACUAGUUAAGUGCUCCCCAUUGCCCCGUCGGCCCUGAACCCCCUAAUGGCAUCUAGGUCAUGUAGUUCUCCAGAUUUGGGCUUCCGUUUGCUAAACAGACUUUAAGGACUUAAUGUACAGAGAUAUAAUCCAGUGCCUCAAAUCCCAUUAAACGGUGGGAAUAUUUUUAAUAAAUGAGAGAAGAUGGCAAAGGGAGAGAUAGUUUUGCAUUCAUAAGACAUAUGGAAAUGACACAUGGAUUCUUCAACACGUUUGUAUCUGACAGAAGAGGUAUUUUACUACACUGAGGCCCAUGUAGUGUUUUGUAAUUCAAAUGUUAAUAUAUUUUUCUCCUGCAUAAAUAACGUGUGUGUGGGUGAGAAUGUGUGCAUGUGUGAGUGUGUAUGUGGGUUGGACUCCCUUUGGGCUUUGUUUAAAUCGGCCUGCAUCAUUUCACCCCGAUCCCCUUUCUAUGAUCUCGCCCGCCACCCAAAACACUACCAGAGAGAACAGGAAGCGAACCAACCUCGCAGGCUUUGACAAUGAAUGUACUGAAAUACAUCGACUCUCCUCACUGGUGGUACUUUAACCAUGCAACUAACUUUCUCAAUGGCUGUGCUGUUACAGCUACAGGCGAGGCCAAUUGGCAGUGAAAGAUUAGAGCUGUACCACCGUAUGCAUCAGCCGCACCUGCUCGCUUAGCUUGCUAGCUAGCCGUGCCCCACACACACACACGUACUGUAUUCAAUCUGCACUGUUGUUAGCUUUAUCCCAUGCUGGGUCUGAUCCAAUGAUUUGUACGCUGUUAAACCUGGGCACAGUCUCAGCAGCAUCCAGAGAUUAUACCAAAUAUAAGGAGGAGCUGGUU
Messenger RNA from Anarrhichthys ocellatus (wolf-eel), 2813 nucleotides. RefSeq names its product E3 ubiquitin-protein ligase pellino homolog 2-like. Bases 220 to 1521 code for a protein of 433 amino acids. Gene Ontology annotation, biological process: protein polyubiquitination; regulation of Toll signaling pathway. The transcript has 6 exons. Gene Ontology annotation, molecular function: ubiquitin protein ligase activity; protein binding. NCBI's taxonomy places the organism in Eukaryota, Metazoa, Chordata, Actinopteri, Perciformes, Anarhichadidae. The record is from RefSeq and is a predicted model, not a curated record.